This is a messenger RNA of Colletotrichum karsti, 1338 nucleotides long. RefSeq lists its product as uncharacterized. NCBI's taxonomy places the organism in Eukaryota, Fungi, Ascomycota, Sordariomycetes, Glomerellales, Glomerellaceae. Bases 1 to 1338 code for a protein of 445 amino acids. The transcript has 2 exons. The record is from RefSeq and is a predicted model, not a curated record.
AUGCUCCAGGACGUCGAAGACGCCAACACGCUUUACGAGAACCCGGCCACAAAUCUCCUCAAUCUCCUCUGGAAUCCUCUCAUCCUCUCUCACACAGCUCCUCACCUCUCCGUCCAUGAUCGCCUGAGCCUCGCAUCCACCAGCCGAAGCUUCCGGGAUCUUGUAAACCACACACCAGGUGUAUUCAGACACCUCGAACUGACCCACGUCAAGAGUGCGCAGUUUGACAUUGAUGGCAUUGACCGCGGUGGCGAAGUUUGGCGCAACGUCCAGCUUGACGAGAAUUUGACCGAAGAUGACUUCUAUUCCGGCCCGUUGAGAGGCAUCUUUUCCAUUUUCCGCCGCCGAGACAUCCUCCAAGAUGUGCAGACGCUGAUCCUCGACGGCCUGUCCGUCACCGCCGAGCUCUGCCACGAGGUCAUCAACGACCCGGCUUACAGCGUGCGCAUUCUCUCCGUCCGCGGCGCGAAGAACCUCAACGAGCGCAACCUCUGCCGCUCCCUUCAGUAUGCCUGCAGACCCUCGCGACCGGAGGGCACGCCCAGGCUGAAGGGUCUGUACGUCUUCGGCGCCCGAGACAGCCAGCUGUCCCCGAUGACGGCAUCGGGCGUCUCCGCCGCCGCUGCGGUCUCGCACGCCGCGCAGAUCGGCGCAGGAUGGAACGCCAAGUCCCAGCAGGCCUUGAGCUCCGCUCUGCGCAGCGAGGGAGACGACUGGUACCAGAAGAAAGGCCGCGUCGUCACCAGACACCUCGUCGAAGAGUGGGCCAACACCCUGGUCGACUGCCACGGCAUCAUCGCCUUCGAUGCCGUUCCGUGUUCCGGCCCUCACCACAUCAACUCUCCGGCGUAUGGUAAGGUCAAGAUCCCGGCCUCGGCGCGGCAUUGGGCCGUGGCGACCGUCGCAUUGGGGGGCUGUGCCGGUUGCGGCGCCGCUCCGGAGGGCAUGACCGUCCACGAACACACCCCGGCGAGCCAUCGUCCGCUUUUGUCUCCGCCGCCGAUGUUGACCUCCUCGAUCAAGGCCGCGACAACGCCGCAGCCCGGCACCGGUCCCGGCUCGACGUCCUCCUUCGUCGCCCGAUGCGUCGACUGCCUCCGCGAGCGCUACUGCGCCGGCUGCAACAAGUGGUGGUGCGAGGAAUGCUACCAAACCCCGAGCGCCGCGAUCGAGCUGGCCGAAACCGACGUCAUCAUCGUCGACCCCGAGGGCGGCUCCUGGGUCCAGCACCAGGAGCAACAGAGCCAGCCCAAGAUCAAGGUACGAAACGGCAAAUGCUUCCCGGAAUGCACCGCGAGCGAGGUCAUCGAUGCGCAGAAUGAAGUGUUGCUGGGCUAG